AUGGCGUGGGAACACCUCUCGAUAACUAAGCCGCACUUGGUGUACAUCAUCCUCGGCGGCUUCACCUCCCUGUUUAUGCUGUGCUCGUCCGUCAUCAAGGAGCGCAUGUAUAUUGGUGAAGCUACCGUGGCCACCCUAUGCGGCGUCAUCUUCGGUCCCCAUGCCGCUGACCUCAUUAACCCGUUAUCAUGGGGUAGCGUCGAUAUUGUCACCAUCGAGUUCUCGCGCAUCGUCCUCGUCGUGCAGUGCUUUGCCGUCGGUGUCGAGUUGCCUAAGUUCUACAUGGAAAAGCACUGGAGAUCGGUCUUCUUCCUUCUGGUCCCUGUCAUGACGUUUGGUUGGCUAAUCACCAGCCUUUUUAUCUGGUGGCUGAUCGAGCCCCUGAGCUGGCUCGAGAGCCUGGUGGUCGCUGCUUGUGUCACCGCCACCGACCCAGUCCUUGCCUCGUCUGUCGUCGGUAAGGGUAAGUUUGCGAAGAGGGUGCCAAAGCAUCUACGAGACUUGCUAUCUGCGGAAUCUGGCUGCAACGACGGUAUGGCUUUCCCCUUCAUCUACCUCUCGCUCUACCUCAUCCAGGACCACCAAAAGGCCGACAAGGUCUCUUUCCAUUGGAUCGUGUAUACCAUUCUGUACGAGUGCGUGUUCGGGGCCGUGUUUGGCUUUCUCGUCGGAUACUUUGCUCGCCACGGCAUCAAGUUCGCCGAGAAACGCGAGCUGAUAGACCGGGAGAGCUUCCUCGUCUUUUAUUUCGUCUUGGCCUUAUUUUGCGCCGGCGCUGGCAGUAUCCUUGGCGUCGACGAUCUGCUUGUGGGAUUCGCUUGCGGUGUCGGCUUCUCCAACGACGGCUGGUUCACCAACAAGACUGAGGAGUCGCACGUCUCCAACGUCAUCGAUCUACUGCUCAAUUUGACGUAUUUUGUAUACUUCGGCACCAUCAUCCCGUGGGAGCAAUUCAAUGAUGCCGCAUUCGGACUUAGCGCCUGGAGAUUGGCCGUCCUGGCCAUUUUCGUCAUCUUCUUUCGACGAAUUCCUAUCAUGAUGGCACUGAAGCCCAUAAUUCCUGACAUAAAAACGUGGCGCGAAGCCCUUUUUGCCGGCCAUUUUGGGCCCAUUGGAGUGGGCGCCAUCUUCGUGGCCAUUCUGGCCCGAGCUGAGCUGGAGCAUGAAAGUGCUGUGCCCCUCUCCGAACUGCCCUCGCCCGACUCGGAGCACUUCACGCUGCUAUCUCUUGUCUGGCCGAUUACAACGUUUCUAGUUGUUGCGUCUAUCAUUGUACACGGCUCUUCGAUAGCCGUGUUUACCCUGGGCAAGCGGAUCAAUACCCUCACAAUUACCAUGUCCUACACCCAGGCCGGCGAAGAGGGGCCUACUUGGAUGAACCGCCUCCCCCGCAUUUCGUCCCAGUCUCGAUCGCAAGCAAGAACGACGGACACCGAGGGCGAGGAGCUGAAACUCCCGGAAAUGCCCCCCGGAACUCUUCCGCCGAUUGGCAUACCAGGUCACUUCCUGCGUCGUGUUCAGGAGGAUGAUAACAGCACCACCAAGCAGGGGAGCAGGGCGUCCUCUUUGUCCGGCAGGCGGCGAAGGAAGAAGUGGGAUGACGGAAUCGGGCCGGGAGGCCCCAUUACGCAGUCCGCGAUAUUUCCACAACGCCGUAGCCAAAGCGAGCAGGUGGGUCCGACGUCGCAAGGGGACGUUGCCGGUCAGCCUCAAUACGAAGGACAAGAUCCCGCCAUGUUGUCACCGACAGAUGCCGCGAGAGCGAGCCGACUAACAGACCAACGGCACUCGACUGAAAUACCUCCCCGACAAGAAGCCUCUCCUGAGGGUGCCGCCAGUCCCCAAGAUGCCGGCGGGGAGAUGCAAGUUUACGAAGAAGGUAAUAACAUCAUUAUCGAAAAUCAAGACGGUGACGUGCUGGCAGUUGAGCGGUCCGGUGGCGGCGGCGACCAUAUGCCCCAUCCCGAAAAGCUCAAGUCUAAACUUCAAGAGGGAGCUGAAAACCUUCCAUCUGGUUGGAGCUACGAAGCUAUUAAGAAGAAGUUCAUAAACUGGCGCGAGGAGGAGGUGGAGAAGAGAAAGGAAAAAGAAAAGAUGAGCAGAAGCAGUGAGCCCGCCAGAGCAUACAAAUUUGGCACAACCAUCAUUGUGGAAAACGAAGACGGCGAGGUUAUCAAGAAAUACGAGUUGCCCACUCCUCAGAGGGGAGAGGGAGACUUCGUCAGCCAGGGCCUCAAAUACAUGGGAAUGGGUGGCCUGGUCAAGGGCGGAGACAAGCAAGGCGCGGUUGGAAGUCCUGCAGAUGACGGUGGAAAGGCUGGGCCAUCAAAAACAAGUGUGCCCGGAUGGGCCUCAGGUGCGUUUGGACGGUCGCCGGCUGGGGAGUCUUCGACUCCAAAAGGAACACCGAAAGGACGGAAGAAGAGCGUCGUGGAGGAGGAGGAAGAAGAAGACGAUCGUCACAUCCGGUUCACUAUCGGCGGUGUUGGUCAACGGAUGACCAAAGAGGACUUCAUCCAAAAGAUGCAGAAACUGGACACGAGCACCCGGUGGGAAAUCGUCGACCAGUCCAACGCGUCGCACACUAUCAAGACGCUCGCGAAGCAGGACCCGGUGCCGAGUCAACCAAGACCAUCCCCGGCCCAGGGCUCUCAUCGUGGUAAAGAAACCGCCUCUCCGAGCGGCAGCGAUGCACAGCGGGGACGCAAAAUGGGAGACACGCCGCGACAAGACAGUGCAACAACGUCGAGAUCUCCAUCACGGUCAUUGUCUAGGUCGCCGUCGCCGGUAGCGAUGGGGACAACGUCGUCGGAUGCGCCAAGCCGAGAUGCGCCUGAGACAGCGGUAGAGCGGAGACGUAGGCUGGCGGUGCUGAAGGGAGUGGGCGAGCCUGGAGACGUGCAGGGCGAGACAGCUGCGGAAAGACGCCGUAGAGAGGCAGCGCUCGGCGUGUCUUCCUCGGCGGUGGCGGGCGAGGACAGUGACAGCGACGAUGAUGAUACCCCUAGAGUCCCGCCGCCCAAGCGAGGAAUCCGGUUCGCUGAUGCGCCAGCAAAGGGGAGGGAGUGA
Molecule: messenger RNA, 3069 nt
Organism: Lasiosphaeria miniovina
Lineage: Eukaryota; Fungi; Ascomycota; Sordariomycetes; Sordariales; Lasiosphaeriaceae
Product: alkali metal cation/H+ antiporter Nha1 C terminus-domain-containing protein
Exons: 2
Coding region: 1-3069 (1022 amino acids)
Biological process (GO): proton export across plasma membrane; regulation of membrane potential; intracellular potassium ion homeostasis
Cellular component (GO): plasma membrane
Molecular function (GO): sodium:proton antiporter activity
Source: RefSeq, a predicted model, not a curated record